GGGCGGGGUGGGGGCUCAGCCCCUCUGAGCCUGUGAGUCAGCACUGUCCUCACGAUUGGUCUCUCCCCUUAGCUCCCCGCCCCUGGGGAGGAGCCAGAAGCGCUGGGUCCAGCCUGUUCUCUUCUCAGCCAGAGAAGAGGCUCCACGUUGGGCGGGGAUGGGGCCUGAAACUGUCUGGGUCUGAGCUGGGGAGCGGAAGCCACUUGUCCCUCUCCCUCCCCAGGACUUCUGUGACUCCUGGGCCACAGAGGUCCAACCAGGCUAAGGGCCUGGGGAUACCCCCUGCCUGGCCCCCUUGCCCAAACUGGCAGGGGGGCCAGGCUGGGCAGCAGCCCCUCUUUCACCUCAACUAUGGAUCUCCUGCCCCCCAAGCCCAAGUACAAUCCACUCCGGAAUGAGUCUCUGUCAUCGCUGGAGGAAGGGGCUUCUGGGUCCACCCCCCCGGAGGAGCUGCCUUCCCCAUCAGCUUCAUCCCUGGGGCCCAUCCUGCCUCCUCUGCCUGGGGACGAUAGUCCCACUACCCUGUGCUCCUUCUUCCCUCGGAUGAGCAACCUGAGGCUGGCCAACCCGGCUGGGGGGCGCCCAGGGUCUAAGGGGGAGCCAGGAAGGGCAGCUGAUGAUGGGGAGGGGAUCGUAGGGGCAGCCAUGCCAGACUCAGGCCCCCUACCCCUCCUCCAGGACAUGAACAAGCUGAGUGGAGGCGGCGGGCGCAGGACUCGGGUGGAAGGGGGCCAGCUUGGGGGCGAGGAGUGGACCCGCCACGGGAGCUUUGUCAAUAAGCCCACGCGGGGCUGGCUGCAUCCCAACGACAAAGUCAUGGGACCCGGGGUUUCCUACUUGGUUCGGUACAUGGGCUGUGUGGAGGUCCUCCAGUCAAUGCGUGCCCUGGACUUCAACACCCGGACUCAGGUCACCAGGGAGGCCAUCAGUCUGGUGUGUGAGGCUGUGCCAGGUGCUAAGGGGGCGACAAGGAGGAGAAAGCCCUGUAGCCGCCCGCUCAGCUCUAUCCUGGGGAGGAGUAACCUGAAAUUUGCUGGAAUGCCAAUCACUCUCACCGUCUCCACCAGCAGCCUCAACCUCAUGGCCGCAGACUGCAAACAGAUCAUCGCCAACCACCACAUGCAAUCUAUCUCAUUUGCAUCCGGCGGGGAUCCGGACACAGCCGAGUAUGUCGCCUAUGUUGCCAAAGACCCUGUGAAUCAGAGAGCCUGCCACAUUCUGGAGUGUCCCGAAGGGCUUGCCCAGGAUGUCAUCAGCACCAUUGGCCAGGCCUUCGAGUUGCGCUUCAAACAAUACCUCAGGAACCCACCCAAACUGGUCACCCCUCAUGACAGGAUGGCUGGCUUUGAUGGCUCAGCAUGGGAUGAGGAGGAGGAAGAGCCACCUGACCAUCAGUACUAUAAUGACUUCCCGGGGAAGGAACCCCCCUUGGGGGGGGUGGUAGACAUGAGGCUUCGGGAAGGAGCCGCUCCAGGGGCUGCUCGACCCACUGCACCCAAUGCCCAGACCCCCAGCCACUUGGGAGCUACACUGCCUGUAGGACAGCCUGUUGGGGGAGAUCCAGAAGUCCGCAAACAGAUGCCACCUCCACCACCCUGUCCAGGCAGAGAGCUUUUUGAUGAUCCCUCCUAUGUCAACGUCCAGAACCUAGACAAGGCCCGGCAAGCAGUGGGUGGUGCUGGGCCCCCCAAUCCUGCUGUCAAUGGCAGUGUACCCCGGGACCUGUUUGACAUGAAGCCCUUCGAAGAUGCUCUUCGGGUGCCUCCACCUCCCCAGUCGGUGUCCAUGGCUGAGCAGCUCCGAGGGGAGCCCUGGUUCCAUGGGAAGCUGAGCCGGCGGGAGGCUGAGGCACUGCUGCAGCUCAAUGGGGACUUCCUGGUGCGGGAGAGCACGACCACACCUGGCCAGUAUGUGCUCACUGGCUUGCAGAGUGGGCAGCCUAAGCAUUUGCUACUGGUGGACCCUGAGGGUGUGGUUCGGACUAAGGAUCACCGCUUUGAAAGUGUCAGUCACCUUAUCAGCUACCACAUGGACAAUCACUUGCCCAUCAUCUCUGCGGGCAGCGAACUGUGUCUACAGCAACCUGUGGAGCGGAAACUGUGAUCUGCCCUAGCGCUCUCUUCCAGAAGAUGCCCUCCAAUCCUUUCCACCCUAUUCCCUAACUCUCGGGACCUCGUUUGGGAGUGUUCUGUGGGCUUGGCCUUGUGUCAGAGCUGGGAGUAGCAUGGACUCUGGGUUUCAUAUCCAGCUGAGUGAGAGGGUUUGAGUCAGAAGCCUGGGUGAGAAUCCUGCCUCUCCCCAAACAUUAAUCACCAAAGUAUUAAUGUACAGAGUGGCCCCUCACCUGGGCCUUUCCUGUGCCAACCUGAUGCCCCUUCCCCAAGAAGGUGAGUGCUUGUCAUGGAAAAUGUCCUGUGGUGACAGGCCCAGUGGAACAGUCACCCUUCUGGGCAAGGGGGAACAAAUCACACCUCUGGGCUUCAGGGUAUCCCAGACCCCUCUCAACACUCCCCCCCACGUUUAAACUUUGUGCCUUUGACCAUCUCUUAGGUCUAAUGAUAUUUUAUGCAAACAGUUCUUGGACCCCUGAAUUCAAUGACAGGGAUGCCAACACCUUCUUGGCUUCUGGGACCUGUGUUCUUGCUGAGCACCCUCUCCGGUUUGGGUUGGGAUAACAGAGGCAGGAGUGGCAGCUGUCCCCUCUCCCUGGGGAUAUGCAACCCUUAGAGAUUGCCCCAGAGCCCCCCUCCCGGCCAGGGGGGAGAUGGACCCCUCCCUUGCUCAGUGCCUCCUGGCCGGGGCCCCUCACCCCAAGGGGUCUGUAUAUACAUUUCAUAAGGCCUGCCCUCCCAUGUUGCAUGCCUAUGUACUCUAUGCCAAAGUGCAGCCCUUCCUCCUGAAGCCUCUGCCCUGCCUCCCUUUCUGGGAGGGCGGGGUGGGGGUGACUGAAUUUGGGCCUCUUGUACAGUUAACUCUCCCAGGUGGAUUUUGUGGAGGUGAGAAAAGGGGCAUUGAGACUAUAAAGCAGUAGACAAUCCCCAGAUACCAUCUGUAGAGUUGGAACUGCAUUCUUUUAAAGUUUUAUAUGCAUAUAUUUUAGGGCUGUAGACUUACUUUCCUAUUUUGUUUUCCAUUGCUUAUUCUUGAGCACAAAAUGAUAAUCAAUUAUUACAUUUAUACAUCACCUUUUUGACUUUUCCAAGCCCUUUUACAGCUCUUGGCAUUUUCCUCGCCUAGGCCUGUGAGGUAACUGGGAUCGCACCUUUUAUACCAGAGACCUGAGGCAGAUGAAAUUUAUUUCCAUCUAGGACUAGAAAAACUUGGGUCUCUUACCGCGAGACUGAGAGGCAGAAGUCAGCCCGAAUGCCUGUCAGUUUCAUGGAGGGGAAACGCAAAACCUGCAGUUCCUGAGUACCUUCUACAGGCCCGGCCCAGCCUAGGCCCGGGGUGGCCACACCACAGCAAGCCGGCCCCCAUCUUUUGGCCUUGUGGAUAAGGGAGAGUUGACCGUUUUCAUCCUGGCCUCCUUUUGCUGUUGUUUGGAUGUUUCCACGGGUCUCACUUAUACCAAAGGGAAAACUCUUCAUUAAAGUCCGUAUUUCUUCUA
Molecule: messenger RNA, 3607 nt
Organism: Pan troglodytes (chimpanzee)
Lineage: Eukaryota; Metazoa; Chordata; Mammalia; Primates; Hominidae
Gene: SHC1
Product: SHC adaptor protein 1
Exons: 12
Coding region: 352-2103 (583 amino acids)
Biological process (GO): intracellular signal transduction; epidermal growth factor receptor signaling pathway; insulin receptor signaling pathway
Cellular component (GO): plasma membrane
Molecular function (GO): receptor tyrosine kinase binding
Source: RefSeq, a predicted model, not a curated record